AUGCCUUCCCAAGCAAAAACUCCCAUCGCCCCCAUCCCACGCCGCCGCUCUCCUAUCCUCACCAACCCUACAUUCGGCCAGGAUAUCAGCCUAUCCCUCUCCAUCAACCUGAACUCGAAAGCCAAGUCACCAUAUACUUUCAUCAACCGUAUGGACGAGAACGACUACAGCCCUCCAGCUCCUCCACCACCAAGCCCAGUCAACUUCCCAGCCGAGAGCUGGAACACCGCCUGCUCGGGCCGGAGAUAA
Molecule: messenger RNA, 249 nt
Organism: Venustampulla echinocandica
Lineage: Eukaryota; Fungi; Ascomycota; Leotiomycetes; Helotiales; Pleuroascaceae
Exons: 1
Coding region: 1-249 (82 amino acids)
Source: RefSeq, a predicted model, not a curated record